Molecule: messenger RNA, 4950 nt
Organism: Acanthocheilonema viteae
Lineage: Eukaryota; Metazoa; Nematoda; Chromadorea; Rhabditida; Onchocercidae
Source: the annotation of a GenBank genome assembly
AUGGAUAUAUUCGCUCCACCUGAUGUUCGUGAACAGAAACUUGCGGAAGCGCUGAAAGAUUGGUGUGUUGAACGAGCACAACGAUUUGGAGUGCAAAUUAGUGAUUUCAUCUCAUCGUGGAGAGAUGGCUAUGCCUUAAAUGCUAUCUUAUUGUCUUAUAAUCCCGAUCUAUUCAAUAUGGAUCAGAUUCGAGAUAUGCGGGCAACUGAUCGCAUUGAACACGCGAUGAGUCUAGUCGAACGAGACAUUAACACUCCACGUCUUCUUCAACCAAAAGAUUUUUCCAGUGAACGUUUGGAUAUGAAAAGUGUUGUAUGUUACUUAAUGGUACUUUAUCUCUCAUUAACUGCUGGAGUUCCAUCACCGAAAUCUCAACCUCCAUCACCACCAUCUGAACAGCCAACAGAAUCAUUGGAAUCUUCCAAAAGUCCACAAAGUCCAAUGAUAGCCGACGAAAAAGAUGCUGUAAAUGAAGAUUCGCAACCCGUGGUAAAUUCAGUAUUACCAUCGGGAGCGACUGCUCAAACUGAAAUGGAAUAUCCGUUACAGAGGCUUCUGGAACAACCUUCUUCCGCUUCGGCAUCGAGGAGACAAUCACAGCAAACUUCCGAGAAUAUUGAAAUUCAAUCACGCAAAUCUUCCACAUCAAGCCAGAAAUCAGCUCGACGACGUGGUAAAUUGAUGGAAGAAACGGUUGCUGAAUAUGAAGAAUGCUUGGAACAUGUCCUGGCAUGGUUACUUCAGGCGGAGGAACAAGCUAAUUGUAUGAAGCCAAUUGAAAAAGAUAAUGUGGAGUUAGUGAAAAGUCUAUUCAAAGAGCAUGAAAUGUUUAUGCAAUCAUUGACCGAAAGUCAGGAUGAUGUUGGUCGAGUACUGCAUAGAGGUCAACAACUGGUGCAAAAAAUGGAGGAAGAAGAAGCGGCGACAAUUGUCUCUCAGUUAUUAAUGGUGAAUGAAAAAUGGGAACGAAUUAGGGAAGUUUCAAUGUCACGACAAAAUCAACUUCAACAUUGUUUGAAUACAGUUCAAAUUGAGCAACUUGAAUCAAUCAGGAAAUGGUUGGAUAGCAUGGAAGAAGAAAUCAAAAAUGCGCCACCUCUAACAAUAAAUCAAGAGGAAAUUAGACAAUUAAUUGAUGCUCAUACAUCAAUUCAAGAAUGCAUCGAAAAUGAGCAAAAAAUCGUUCGCGGCUUAUCAACAUUUGUAGCUGUGGUGGAUGAAUCAGAUUCUCAUUUUUCAUAUGAAAAUUUGGAGAAAUUAUUACAAUCUGUUGGAGAAAGAUGGAUGAGUGUCUGUGAAUGGGCUGAAAUGCGUGCACGACAAUUAAAUGGUUUAUCAGAAUUGAUCCCUCAAUACAAUUCAGCUUAUCGGAAGAUUUUGGGAUGGCUUGAUAAUUGGAAAGAAGAUAUGGAAAGCUUACGGGCUAUAGAUGAAUUAAAGGAGGAAAAUGAAAUAGUCGAUCAAGUGUGUCGAAUACAGAAAUUCGGAUCUGCCCUUCAGAAAGGUCAUCCUGAUUUUGUUCACCUUUCACAACUUGCCGUUGAAUUGAUCGAUAAACUUGAUAGUUCGAAUAAAGCAGAUGCUAAUCAAAUUCGACAGCAAAUUGAAACGGUAACCGAACGUUGGGAUAAUAUCGUUGCUCGAAUUGAUGAACACUCCCAUAUGCUAGUGAAAAGUGGAAAAGCAGAAGCACGACAGCUUCGACCCGAUGAUGGUAAUGAAAAGAAUUAUGGUGCUGUUGACACCGAUAAAUAUCGUUUUCUGGAGAUGGACAAUCAGCCAGAAAAUAAAUUACUGUCGACGGUACAGUUUACCUCGCACGAAACACUCGAUCCGACGGUUUCUUCCUCGUCAACUCCUUCGAUCAAUACAAUAAUUUCACCAGUUGAUGCUUUCAUUGCAAAUGUAAAUCGAACUGGUGAGGAAUUGCAACCAUUACUUGAAUGGUCAUAUCAAAUUAAAAUCACUCGAAAUCCGAAUGAACUCCAAAAUAUCAUACAAAUUUGUCAGGAUAAGUUGAAGGAAAUUAAGGAAAAAGAAGCAGAAGUAAAUGCAUUGCAUGCAGAAUUGGAUCGAAUUCAUAAUUUGGAUAUUUCUCCUUCUCAAUUACAACUUGCAAACGAUUCAUUUCAAAAUUUCACUCAAAUUUGGUCCAAUAUUGUUACCAAAAUAUCAGAUUUAUUAAAUUCCCUAUCAAUGCAAGGUAUCUCAACUGAAGCUGAAAACGAUGAGGAAAUGGAACGAAUAGUAAAACAAUUAACCGAAUUUUUUGAAAAAUCCAAGAAUGUUGUUUCAAAUUGCGCUCAAAUACCGUUAAGUGAACGUGAGGAACGUGUGGCCAAAUUACAAAAACAACUACGAGAACAGGAUAAAAAUAUUAGAUUUCUAGAAGCGAAUUAUUCUGAUAAAGAACAAAUUGGAGAUUUAAAGAAACGUUUGGAGGAGUUGAAAGAAUCAGUGGAGAAACUGAUGGAAAAAAAUCCAGUUAUUGAACGUUUCGAGAAUUACCUACGUUCCACAUUUCCAUGUGCCGGUGAUAUCAACACGUUAAUUACCGAACUUGAACGUUGUGAUGAAUUACUCAAAGAGUUGGGAAAUUUAAAUCUAAAGGAUCCAAAAGUGGAGCAGCUGGAAAAGUUAGGCAAUGCCAAACGUGCCAGUCUCGCGGAUUAUUUAGAAAGAAGCCAUCGGAAUGAUGAAAUGAUAACCGCAUCUGAAAAUAUGCUCUCCGCAUUAACGGAUCGAUUUGCCGCUCUGAAAAGCGCAAAGCUUGAAGUAACUGAGCUAUACAAACAGUUCACGGAACUGCAAAAGGAUAUCCAAAAAGGCCUAACAAUUCAGAAAGAAUCGGUAGCUCUGAAUGAAGAAAUAAUGUUAAUAACGCUCAAUAGUUCAGCGUCCAGUCGUGAUCGAAUCUUCCAAAAGUUAAAAAAUCGGAUGCAAUUAACUGUUGCUGGUUGGAGUACCUUAGAAGAUGAUAUCGAUGAAAGUAUAGCAUUACUGGAAAAAGAAAGUAAACGACUCCAGCAAAGUGCGAUGCGAGAAUUUCAACGAAAUUUAGAUGAGCUUCGACGUGCAAUCAAUGCAAGUCGUGAUGCAACCGAUGCCGAAGAAUUCAGCGAACAUUUAUAUGUUCGAAAUUUGGAACAUUUAUGUGAAGCAAUGGAAACGGCUGACAAAGAAUUAGAAGACUUAUCGAGAAUAAAUGAACGAAUGGGAAGAGAUCUUGUUCACGUACGUGAACAACGUCAUGAUGUAUUGGUGCAAGCAAAAGAACGUAUCGAAGAACUUGAGGCAGCCAUUCAUAGUUGUGAGCAAUUUGAUAGUUCCUUAACUGAAUGUCAAGCUUGGUGCAAUCACGUGCAAUUGAUACUGUCAUGUCGAGCUGCAAAUGAUGUUUCCGCCUUGGAUGUACCUCAUGAAUAUAAGCAACUUCAAAAAGAAUUCGAUGAUUUCGAGUAUUGCAUUCGAGAUCUACGAGAAUUCGUUGUCAAAAAUACCAGUGAUUGGGGUACACCAAAUCGGUUACAAUUACAGCUGGAUCAUAUUACUAAUCAGUUCGAAGAUUUGAUGGCACGGUUUGUUGAAUUCAAGCAGCCAAUUGGUUUGGAAGAACGAGCUGAAAGAUUGUCUCGAGAAAUAUCGGAUAUGGAAAAUAGUGUUGAUGAAUUGACUGGUGUACAAGCGGAAAGCUGUAAACAAGCUUUGGAUCAUACUAAUGAAAUUGCUAGACGACUUGCUAUGGCAAGAACGCAUUUGGAAGAAUUAGCUGAAUCUGGAAAAAUGUUUGCAAAGGAACAAAUUUUGACGCCAAUUGCUGCAGAAGUUUUGGACCAGAAAGUUAGCAAAUUAGACGAGAAACUGAAAAAUUUGGGUGCAAGAAAUACCGAAAUGGUGGAACGCAUGCAAAAUUGUGUAACAUCACUGGAUGCCUUAAAUCAUGAUAUGAAAAAAUUGGAUGCAGUAUUUGAGAGUGUAGAAUCGAGACUGAAUGCUUUUGUCCGAUCAGAAAAUAUAGAAACGGCAGAUGCGGAUCGAUCAACUUUGGAAGAAUUAUUGGAAGAUCUUAAUAUAGGUGCGUUAUUGUUAUCGAAGGCUGAAAAUGUCAUGCAACAAUUAGCAAUGGAUUCAUUCAAAGUUGAUGAAAGCAUUAUAGAACAACGGAAACGUCGAGCUUCACGCUUGCAAGGCGAUUUGCGAUCAUGGAUUGAUGCUAUUAAAUGUGUCAGUGAGGACAAUAUCGCACUCCUGCAAAAAUUUGAAACUUUGCAUAGCCAACUAAAGGAAUCGUUGACAGAAAUGGAACAAAUUGAAAAUGCUGAUAUGUUAUUGGCUGCAUUAGACAGGUGCAGAUCGGAUAAAAAUGUUUUCAUCGAACGGUACCGUCGAUUGCUAAGAUCAGAUCCGGAAGCGGAAACAAAAUUUUCAGCGGUGGAGAAGCGUUGGAAUGAAAUGGAGAAAAAAUGUCAGAAAGCACGAAGCAGUUCACCUUCCGGUCCAGCACCGCCACAACUACGUCAUGAUACAAUUGGAGGAGGUUUUCGUGAUCAAAUCAGUUUAUUGCAUGAUUUAUACAAAAUUGCUAAUGAUUACCUCGAUUUUGAUCGUUUUCCGGUUUCCUCCGUUAGUGAAUGGUCGCGACGUGUUCAGGAUGUUGACGAGUGGCUCAUUGAUUAUACGGAGAGAUUGAAAGCAGCAGUCGAGGAGGGCCGUCGUUUGGCAAGCAGCGGUCGUAUGGAACUUGAUGUUCACGAUGCCUUGGGUAGUUUGGAUGGGGUAGUUGAUUUGGCAAAUCAGGUGGAAGGAGCUUUGAAGGAAAACAAAGCUAAUUUGCCUCCUGCACAAGCCAAAGCGGAAGCUCUGGAACAAGAUAUUAGCGCAAUGUGCGAUGUACUGGACAAUCUUUUAUCUCGCGAUCUAUCGGAAUCAACAAUUGCCAGUGUCAGAUAA